GUGAGGACUGAGGAUGUCAAGAGGUGUGUCGGGAUCCGAGUUUGUAAACAAGACUUGACUUGGAUUUAAAUUGAAAUUAAAGUUUUAAAUUAAAAAUGUCUGCAACAUUAAAACCGUAUUUAACAGCAGUAAGGCAUACGCUUACGGCGGCUAUGUGCCUUGACAAUUUUAGCUCUCAGGUUGUCGAAAGGCAUAAUAAACCAGAAGUGGAGGUUAGAAGUUCCAAGGAACUAUUACUCACCCCAGUUGUGAUAUCUAGAAAUGAAAAAGAAAAAGUGUUGAUAGAAACCUCUGUAAAUUCGGUGAGGAUAAGCAUAGCCGUGAAACAAGCCGACGAAAUUGAGAAAAUUCUUUGCAAAAAAUUUAUGAGGUUCAUGAUGAUGCGUGCGGAAAACUUCAUAGUACUUCGUCGCAAGCCAAUUGAGGGUUACGACAUCAGUUUUUUGAUCACCAAUUUUCAUACAGAACAAAUGUUCAAACACAAAUUAGUUGACUUUGUAAUUCAUUUCAUGGAAGAAAUUGAUAAGGAAAUUUCAGAGAUGAAGUUGGCAGUAAAUGCUAGAGCUAGAAUUGUAGCAGAAGAGUUUUUGAAAAGAUUUUAGAAAAAUUUGCAAAAUCUUUUACUUUCCAUUUUGUAAACUAUGUAUUUAUAAGUAGAUUAAAUAAGGACACUGUAUUAAAAUAUUAUGUUUGUAUGUGAUGAUUUGGUCAUUUGAAUAUAUUAAGAUUGAGAGUAAGUAAAA
Molecule: messenger RNA, 743 nt
Organism: Anthonomus grandis grandis
Lineage: Eukaryota; Metazoa; Arthropoda; Insecta; Coleoptera; Curculionidae
Gene: Arpc4
Product: actin-related protein 2/3 complex subunit 4
Exons: 2
Coding region: 96-602 (168 amino acids)
Biological process (GO): Arp2/3 complex-mediated actin nucleation; actin filament polymerization
Cellular component (GO): actin cytoskeleton; Arp2/3 protein complex
Molecular function (GO): actin filament binding
Source: RefSeq, a predicted model, not a curated record